AUGUGUAUCCGACAACUCGCGGCAAUUCUCUCCUCUCCUCUUAUAGGUAAGCAAUGGGCCAGCUCAGAGGUCGAGGAGGGUGAGGCCUCACAGGAAGUUCUGGGUGAAGCAGGAAACAGGUACAGUAAGGCUACGAAAGCUAUAGGAGCGGCACACCCACGGCUCGGAAUCGGGCUUGCGGCACGUGUUUACAAGCACAAAUGGCCUCGUCGGCGAGCUGGUAAAACAUGGCUUAUUGUCACGGAGGCCGAGGCAGAGACAUGGCGAUUAGAGGCGGGCUUCAUCAUCUCAGCCAAUGAUUCCGAGGUCGACAGCACAGCAAAGUGA
Molecule: messenger RNA, 327 nt
Organism: Trichoderma gamsii
Lineage: Eukaryota; Fungi; Ascomycota; Sordariomycetes; Hypocreales; Hypocreaceae
Exons: 1
Coding region: 1-327 (108 amino acids)
Source: RefSeq, a predicted model, not a curated record